UCAGCUCGUUCUUCGAUGAUGGAGUCCCAGAAUUCAAACCUGAACUGUGCCAUAUGCCUGGAGCGUUUCGGGAUCCCUGUGACCAUCCCCUGCGGACACACCUUCUGUCAGAAGUGCAUAACCACCCACUGGGACACCAAAAGCAAGGCCAACAUCGGACCUAAGUGCCCCAUUUGCAACCAUGAGUUUGUCACCAGGCCCAUCCUCAAGCGUAACGUGUCCCUGUCGGUCCUGACCGAGGCUGCGAACAGUGGCGGCCCGUCCUGCAGGGAGUUACUCAUGAGGGGAAACGAAGGGUUCAGAGCCAUGCUGCUGUGUGAUCGCCAUAAAAAGCCUCUGGUUUAUUAUUGCAGGCAGGAUAAAAUGUCUGUGUGCUGCGAGUGUGGUAUUGCAGAAUGUGCGGCUCAUGAGAAGGUCUUGUUGGAGGCAGAAAGGGAAAAUCAAGAGCUGCUGCUGGAGAGGAAGAAUAAGGAAGUGGGGAAACUCAUUGAAGAGACACAGAACCGUAUAAAGGACUUGACUGAGAACAUCGAUCAAGCAAAGGUGACUCUUCAACAAACUUCGACCUGGGUCAAUGUCAAGUUCUCCACCCUGAUAAAAAUCCUGGCUGAGAAGCAAGAGGCCACAGAGCUUUUCAUCGAUGAGCAGAGAGAGGCCGCCAUCACUGAGGCAGAGGCGCGGUUGGCUGAACUGGAGGAGCAUUCCCACAGACUCAAAGAGAGCCAGGACCAGAUAGCAGCUGUAAACAACCUCUCUGAUACGGAGCUCAUCAAGGAAUCCAUGCUGAUAGAAGUCCCACGUUUUAAGGUUAUCCCCACAGAUGUAACACCCAACCUUCAAGAUCGAUUGAACGGCGUCACCGACAUCCUGUCCCGCGUCUCCAAGCUGGUGUCUGAGGACCUGGAGAAAGCAGUGAGCACCGCAGUGGCUCAGGAGAAAGAUGGUUCUCCUCAGGAUAAGAGGCCUGUCGGAGCUGUGGUUCCCAGUCCAGCUGCUCCGUGCCACCCUGGUGGGAAGGAAGGCCUCAGCGCUUACCGAUGCGCUCUGACCUUUGACCCCCGCACGGCCAACGGGCACCUGUUUCUGUCUCAGGAGAACCGGAGGGCGGAGCACCUGACCUCUGGGCCCCGGCCCGUGCCGGUUCACGAGUCCCGCUUCGAUCACACCUGGCAGGUGCUCUGCUUUCAGGGCUUCACCCACGGGCAGCACUACUGGGAACUGGAGGUGUCCAAGCCCUGGGCCUACCUCGGGGUGACGUACGAGGCCAUCCCCAGGAAGGAGAAAGGCAAGCGGUGCAUGGUGGGUAUGAACGAACUUUCCUGGAGCCUGCAGCUUGACGAGCAUCAGCUCAGCGCCUGGCACAACAGCCGGAAGGAGACCCUGACGGGCCACUCGCAGCACAGACGCAUCGGCAUGCUGCUGGACUACGAGGCAGGGACGCUCACCUACUACGGUGACGGGCAGACCAGGCUGCACGCCUUCCACUGUGCCUUCACCAAGGAGCUGUUCCCCGCCUGCUGGAUAGGAGAGGGGGUCAGCAUCACCCUGUGCUCCACAUGAGCGUAAAUGUACAGAGACGUGAAGACGGGAGCUCAGUGAUAAGAAGCACUA
Paralichthys olivaceus (Japanese flounder) is the source of this 1611-nucleotide messenger RNA. The record is from RefSeq and is a predicted model, not a curated record. Lineage: Eukaryota; Metazoa; Chordata; Actinopteri; Pleuronectiformes; Paralichthyidae.